This is a messenger RNA of Symbiodinium sp. CCMP2456, 1143 nucleotides long. NCBI's taxonomy places the organism in Eukaryota, Dinophyceae, Suessiales, Symbiodiniaceae. The record is from the annotation of a GenBank genome assembly.
AUGGCCCUGAACCCAAGCUUGGAGGAUACACAACCGGUUGACUUGUCUCCGGUCGCUAAGUCCUUGGAGAAGCAAUUCGAUGAGGCUGUCUCUGUCAGUCCUGCAGAGAGAUCCGAUGUUUCUUCUGUGUGCCUUGAGGAGGAGGCUCUGAAGAUGCCACCCGAUGUCCCGGGCCAGGCCACGCCAGGCAAUGAGGAACCAGCUCCGGAAGAUGGGAGACCUUCUGGGGCCAAUGAGAAAUCCGAGAAGGAGGCUCUCAAGAUGCCGCCCGAUGUCUCAGGCCAGGCCACGCCAGGCAAUGAGGGAACAGCUCAGGAAGAUGGGAGCCUUUCUGGGGCCAAUGGCAGCAAGAGCCCUGGCCAACACGAGGACCUCUUCCAUGACAUGACAGAUGUGAGUCGGGAGCAGCAGCUCGAGGCUCGAGAAGCCAUGCAGGCUUCGGGACCGGAUGAUGACGAAGACGAAGAAGAGGAUGAUGACGCGAAGCCGAUGAAAAAGCCAGCGGCUAAGAAGCCCCAGCCGAAAGUCACAAGUGAGCCCAAGAAGAAGGGUUGGCCAAAGGGCAAGGCCAAAUCCAAACCCAAAGCUGGGAACGCAGCAAAGCCAGAUGACAUUCCAGAGGCCAAGCAGAAGGGUUGGCCAAAGGGCAAGACCAAAUCCAAACCCAAAGCUGGGAACGCAGCAAAGCCAGAUGACGUUCCGGAGGCGGCAGAUGCUGCGGCGAUGACGCCGGUUAAGAAUGAGGAUUCGAAGCCGAAGGCUUCCGGGAAAAGACAGGCCCCGACGGGCCCCACGGAUUCGAGCAAGCCGAAGAAAUCCAAGCAGGGCGACAAAGCCUCGCCAGGUGAGGCCGAGGAGCCCAAAAAGCGCAAGUGGUCGGGUGGCUCUGAGAGGCAGACUUUCGCGGGCAGGCGUUGCCCAGAAGUUGAUCCGUACCGCAUCAAGAAGUGGACAUUCAUUAAAAGUGCUUUCGCCAAGCAGAUCGCCACAAAGAUCCCCAAGCCUUCUUACCUGGAGGUAGGAGACGAUUUCUGGAAGUUCUGCCUGGACAAACUGAAGCAGAACCCGGCAGAGGAAGACCUCGAGCGCAUGUGUGAUGAGUGUGCCAUUAACUUCCUGAAGACCAUAAAGAUUAAGAAGUGA